Messenger RNA from Gracilinanus agilis (Agile Gracile Mouse Opossum), 1797 nucleotides. It is a transcript of the gene LRRC15, whose product is annotated as leucine rich repeat containing 15. Bases 64 to 1797 code for a protein of 577 amino acids. Gene Ontology annotation, molecular function: protein binding. Lineage: Eukaryota; Metazoa; Chordata; Mammalia; Didelphimorphia; Didelphidae. Gene Ontology annotation, cellular component: plasma membrane. The transcript has a single exon. The record is from RefSeq and is a predicted model, not a curated record.
CUCUGUCUCCGUCUCUCCCUCUCUCCCCGUCUGUGUCCCUCUCGGUGUCCCCCUGCAGGUGCCAUGGAGCUGAAGGGCUUGGUGCUCUUCCUGGCCGUGGGCCUCCAGGGCCUGGGCCUGGCCCCCGGCUGCCCGAUCGAGUGCACGUGCUCCAAGGCGGCACAGGUGGAGUGCGUGGGCGGGCGGAUCCUGGCAGUGCCCAGCCCGCUGCCCUGGGACGCCAUGAGCCUGCAGAUCCUCAACACGCACAUCAGCGAGCUGGACAAGCGGCCCUUCCUCAACGUGUCGGGGCUCAUCGCGCUGCGCAUGGAGAAGAACGAGCUGGAGCGCAUCGCGCCGGACACCUUCGACCACAUGGGCUCGCUGCGCUACCUGAGCCUGGCCAACAACCGGCUCCAGUCGCUGCCGCUCAGCCUCUUCCGCCCCCUGAACAACCUCGAGGCCCUGCUGCUGUCGGGCAACCAGCUGGUGAACGUGGUGCCGGGCCACUUCGCACCCUUCAGCAACCUCAAGGAGCUGCAGCUGCACGGGAACCUGCUGCAGGUGCUGCCCGACGGCUGCUUCGACGGGCUCCCGGGCCUGGUGAAGCUGGACCUGGGCCAGAACCGGCUGGGCCGCCUGCCGCCGCACGUCUUCCAGCGUCUGGGCCAGCUGCGCGUGCUACGCCUGGCCGAGAACCAGCUGGUGGACAUCCCGCCGGACGCCUUCACCGGCCUGGCCAACCUGCAGGAGCUGGCGCUGCAGGAGAACCAGCUGCGCCGCCUGGCGCCGGGCCUGUUCCAGGGCACGCCCCAGCUGGAGCGGCUCUACCUGGCCAACAACCAGCUGGAGGCGCUGCCCCGGGGCCUCUUCCUGCACCUGCCCCAGCUCAACCGGCUGACGCUGUUCGCCAACGGGCUGCGGGAGCUGCCUCCGGGCCUCUUCGGCCGCAUGCCGCAGCUGCGCGAGCUCUGGCUCCAGGACAACCAGCUGCAGCACCUGGCCGAUGGCGUCUUCGAGCCUCUGGACCAGCUGCAGGUGCUCGUGCUCAGCCGCAACCGGCUGAGCUCCAUCGCGCCCGACGCCUUCCGCGGCCUCAGCGGGCUGCGCGAGCUGGCACUGCACUCCAACGCGCUGCAGGGCCUCGACGGGCGCCUCUUCCGCGCCCUGGUCAACCUGCAGAACGUGUCCCUGCAGAACAACCGGCUCCGCAGCCUGCCCGGGGACCUCUUCGUCGGGGUCAACGGCCUCAGCACCCUGCAGCUGCAGAACAACCAGCUGGAGAGACUGCCGGCCGGCAUCUUCGACCACCUGGGCCAGCUGUGCGACGUGCGGCUCCAGGACAACCCUUGGCGCUGCGACGCCGGCAUCGGGCCCCUGCGGGCCUGGCUCCUGGCCAACAGCGCCCGGCUGGGCGGCUCCGAGCUCCUGCCCGUGUGCUUCAGCCCGGCCCAGGUCCGCAACCAGGCCAUCGUGGUGGUCAACAUCAAUGUGCAGCCCGCAGUGUCCAGCCCCAGCUACCCAGACACCCCCGCGCAGUACCCAGACACGUCCAGCUACCCCGACACCACCUCUGUCUCCUACACCACUGAGUACACCACCGUGGAGGAGGACCUGACCGAGCUGACCACCGUGGAGGACACGGCCGACAGGGACGUCUGGGGCAUGACCCGGGCCCAGAGCGGCCUGGCCAUCGCCGCCAUCGUCAUCGGCUCCAUCGCCUUGGCCUGCUCCCUGGCGGCCUGCAUCUGCUGCUGCUGCUGCAAGAAGCGGAGCCACGCGGUGCUGAUGCAGAUGAAGGGGCCCAACGAGUGCUGA